AUGCGGCCGGGCGCUGCUGCUGCAGCGACGGGGCUGGGAGCAGCAGCAGCUGCUGCUGCUGGCGGCUGCUGCAGCAGCAGCAGCAGCAAACGGGGUUGGGCCGUUGCAGGCGCCCGGCUUAAGUGUUUUUGUUGGAGGAACACUAAGUUGGAGGUUUGCGGUGAACGUACACCCGAAAGAAAAGGUUUCGCAGCAGCAGCAGCAGCAGCAGCAGCAGCAGGCGCCCCGCACGCCGCCCCACGAGGUUUCCAGCUAGAGCUGCUGCUCCCUCAGGUGUCUAUACACCCCACGAGUAGCGCCUUUUGCAUCACUGCAGAACAGCAGCAGCAGCAGCAGCAACAGCAGCAACAGCAGCAGCAGCAGCAGCAGCAGCAGCAGUUUCGUGUCUGCGUGGACUUGGGUUUGGGGUGUACGUACAGCCCAAGUUGCGGCUUGCUUCUGGGGUGUAUGUACACCUCGGGAGUCAAAAUGAGCGACCACGAGCUCAGCGAGGGCGAGCGCGAGGGGCCGCAAGAGCUCAGCAGCCCCCAGGCGGUGGAGAAGCUGAAGGCAGCAGCAGAAAUUGCAAAUGCUGCUUUGAGACAGGUGUUGGCGCGAGUGGUGCCUGGGGAAGACGUUUUUGAGUUGUGUUUAUUUGGAGAUUUAUUUGUUGCAAAAGAAGCAGCAAAAGUUUACCAAAGAAAGGCCAAGGCCAAGAAGAUCGAAAAAGGGAUAGCGGUGCCGACGUGCGUGUCAGUGAACGAAGUGUUUGCGAACUUCUCUCCUUGCGAAAGAGCUGCUUCUUUGCUGCUGCGGGAGGGGGAUUUGGUGAAGGUGCAUUUGGGGGCGCACAUAGAUGGUUUUGUUGCUGCUGCUGCUUACACCGUCAUUUGCUGCAGCAGCAACGCAGCAGCUUUCAGCAGCGGGGCUUCUCCCGCAGCAGCAGCAGCAGCAGCAGAAGCAGCAGCGGCGGUCCGCGAGACCCUCGCGGCGCUGCCGCCCGCCCCCGAGGAGUACCGCCAGCAGCAGCAGCAGCUCCGCGAAGCAGCAGCAGCAGCAGCAGCAGCAGCAGCAGCAGCAGCAGCAGGACCUGCUGCUGCUGUCCUCAAGGCCUGCUGGCUGGCAGCAGAAGCUGCGCUGCGCAAAGUCGACGUGGGCGCGAAGGCCAGCGAAGUCACGAAGGCCAUCGAGGCCGUCGCAGAAGACAUGGGAGUCAAACCCAUGCACUGCUGCUGCAGUGGGACAGUGCUGCUGAUGCUGCAAGGGUGCUGA
Molecule: messenger RNA, 1251 nt
Organism: Eimeria necatrix
Lineage: Eukaryota; Apicomplexa; Conoidasida; Eucoccidiorida; Eimeriidae
Product: proliferation-associated protein 2g4, putative
Exons: 6
Coding region: 1-1251 (416 amino acids)
Source: RefSeq, a predicted model, not a curated record